Messenger RNA from Geodia barretti, 3205 nucleotides. The record is from the annotation of a GenBank genome assembly. Lineage: Eukaryota; Metazoa; Porifera; Demospongiae; Tetractinellida; Geodiidae.
ACCAUGGAAACGUCACACAAGUGGGUGGGGCUGGAAGACAAAGUUUUGCUGAAAAUGGAUGGUGAAACAUCAGAAGAAACUGUUACGCAGCCGACAGAAGCUGAAGCUCAGCCUCAGCAACUGUCUGCAGACCAGCCGCCGGAAUCUCAGGAUGGGGAGACUCCUCGCGAGAGGACCGAGGUAGAAGAAAGGACAGAUCCCGCUGUCUUGAUUGAGACUGGAGCUGCGGUGGAAGGAGAGGGAGACGGAGCGACAAAAGAGAGUAAGGAAAAAGAGCCAGAGCCAGUUGAAAAGCGGGACACUGUCGAGAGAGACGCAGCUGAAAACGGCAAGGGGAAGGAAGAAGGAGGUGGUGAUGGAGGUGCAGGGACAGAGGGAGCAAGCAAUGAGAGAGACGAAGGAGACAAGGUUGACGUGGCCCACCCAGCUGUAACUGAAGAACCCCAAGAAUCUGAGUCAACUCCCAAAGAGAGGAAGGAAAAAGACAAGAAGAAAGCGGAGAAGAAACGGAAGAAGUCGAAGACGCCUCGGGAGGAAGGCAUCAAGGGCAGCCCAAGAUCGAGAAAACGGGGAACAAAGAGCAAAGGAGGCCACAACCGUCAACUGGAGGAGAUCCUCAUUUCCGCCUUUCUUCCUUUUGACCCUGAAGGGAACGGUACCGUAGACUCCACUACUUUCUGGGAGGUAAUCCAGUCCCCUGAGCUAAAUCUACAGCUGGAGCCAGCGGAACUGGUCGCGCUGCAGGAAAUGGUGACUGCAGACCGUUCCGGUCUCGUACCCUACGCGGAGUUUGCGGCCCAGGCCGGCGACAUCAUUUCGUCGCUCUACCACGACAGGCCUUCUUCUGAGGAUUAUAAUGUGAGGAUGGCCACACCCAGUGGACACAGAGUUCUCUCAUACAACAAGCAGACUGGACAGUUUCAGGACCUGGUUGAGGAAGGGGUAGAUCCGUUUGAGGAGAAUAUUCAGGGUCUUUACCAGAGUGCCGAUACCGAGGGGCGUGGCUUCGUCACUCGUGAGGAGUUCAUUGCUUUGUUCCAGGUGGAGCAGUUGGCUCUACUGGCAGAGGAAGACCAUUCAACCAUGCUACAGUACUUUGACCAAGUGGCCCCAGAUGGACAGGCUCCGUACUGCUGACUUUUACGCUCUCGGGAAAGAGCUGAUUCUUCGUCUCUACCGCAACCAAGAUACCUCUGACUCAGAGUGGCUGGAGCUGUACAGUGAUAAACUGGGGAGAUACCAGUUGAACAAGUACACGGGAGACAUCCAGAGGGACACGGCUGCCUUACAGACUGGCCACACCCACCCACAGAUUGAUCUCAUCAACCAGGCCUACAGACAGGCGCAGGAGGCGGCGUUUGAGACGGAGCAGUACAAGGAGGAGAACAGGGAGCUACAGAACCAGCUGAGACUGAUGAGCGAGGAGCAAGAGACGCUCACCUUGCAGCUGGAGCAGACGGGCCACGUCCUCGACGAGGCCAACGCAGAGAUACACGAGAAGGAGUCGGAGUCGGGGAGACUCCAGGCUCUGCUGACCGGGAGGGAGCACGAGAUUGAAGACCUCAAGACACAACUUGCUGAAGCAGAUGUAGUGAAGGAGAAGCUAAGAACUCUGGAACUAGAACUGGAGCAAGUCCAAGACGAGGUGGAGUCGAGAGGAGCAACAAUGGAGGCCAGGGACUCCAGUAUGUCCACUCUACAGAAGCAGAGCCACAGGGUCGUCGACAAACUCAAGACUGCAUGGGCCAACAUUGACGCGAGGGAUUCAACGAUUGACAAACUGCGACACCAACUCACCGCCGAACUGAGCAGAAUGAAGACCUACCAAGAACACACCCCUCUCCUGGAAACAAAGGUGUCGACAUUAGAGGCGGAGGUAAAAAGAUUGACGCAGAGUCUGGACGAGAAGAACAGUGCCCUCGCCACCUCACGCAAACAUCUCAAGAACUCCAGAGAAAGAAACAUGGUCGGUCUUAUAUAUGACGUCAUCAUGACACAAUUGCAGUGGUCAUGUGACCCGUAUAGGAACUGGAAAGGUGGCAGAGAGGGCGGGGCAGACUGGAGGACAAGUUGAAAGGGGCGAGAGUCAGAGAUUCGGACGCUGAAGGGUCUGCUGAUGAGCAAGACGGCCAUGGUGGAGAGGAGGAAGAAGGAGCUGGCAGAGACUCGGGCCAGACUCGUGGAGUUAGAGGAGAGAGACAGUCGACGAGCUGUCAUCCUUGCCGAUGUCCUCGAGAGGACCGCCCGACAAUACCAGCAGACGCUCGGGGUGAGCGGAGUCAGGGGCAUGGCGGCAACCAUGAACCUUGACCCCCAGCUUUCUCUGAGCUCCUCCCAGAAUCCCGACUUGGCAGGAGCCAGAAGGCCUGUGAGUGCUCCGUCUGUCCCUCCCGACAUGGCUCCCCACUCUCCCACUUCUCCCCACCUUCACACCUUCACUCUCGGCACAUCUCCUCACGCACACCCCCCACCGCACAUCUUACGAACGUACACCAUCCCUGGUGUUGCUGCUGGGCACUGGCAGUGGAGGCAGACUGGCUCCGGGAGUGAGAGGAGCAAAGACAACUCGCAGGCUACAGGCGAGCGUAAGUGUGUCAUCAACUGCAUGGACACCAGCUCUUGUUCUCACAUGACCCCCAAGCUGCCGCCGAUCAGACGAAGGGGGAAGAGCCUGCCGUCAACCUCGUUCCACAUGCCCACGGCCGGGGAGCUGCGGGAGCUCCAGCAACGCAGGGACAAGACGGAGAUGGUGCUGCACUCGGAGGCCAACCCUCGCUGUGCCUGCCAGCUGUGCACUGCUGGCGGAGCUACUGCAGGUUGGAGGAGACGGUGGCACUGGCAGGCCUCGCUGGAAGUGGGAGAGAGAGGUCUGGCGGCCCAGAUCAGACAGGGCCAGAGGAUCCUCGUCUCCAUGAAGAGGUCAGAGUUCGACUUGGAGCCGCAGAAGUACGCGGGCAUCGUCAAGUACGUGGGAAAGAUUGACAGCGAGUUUAUCGACAACCGAGUAUACGUUGGAGUCAAACUAGACGAACCUGUUGGCGACACUGAUGGGCUGGUGAAGGGUAAACGCUACUUCACCUGUCAGGCCAAACACGGGAAAAUUGUCCGCCUCUCAAACGUGGUCGCCAUUCUACCCAGAAGGAGUGUCUCAUACAAACCGCUGCAGUCUACUAAGAGAAGUCCCUACAGCACAUCAGCCCCCUAG